CAGGGGGCUUGUGCAACCCAAACCAUUGUGGAACAAAUUUGGCUAAAUGUGUUGCUUUAAAUAGCACUUUGAUAUGCCUGUGCCAGUAUGGAUUCUACUAUAGGAACAAGGAUUGUCACAGAGGAAAAAUAUUCCCAGGGGUCAUUACACUGGAAGAAUUUUACAGUAAAAGUGUUCAACCUAUAAAUUCUGUGCAGUAUGAAGAGGUGUUCCAAAAUAUAACAGAGUUUUUUACAGAUGCCUUCAGAAAUUUAACAAGCUUUAGACAGACUGUCAUUGUGGAAACUGAUCCUAAACAAACAACCUAUUGUGCUGUUUUUAAUUGUGAUACCCAAACCACAUCCUGCGAAGAAAAUGUGUUUCCAAAAUGCAUAUGCAAAAGUGAUUUCUCAAAGACAGAAUGGGAUGAUCGUUCUUGUUCAGAUUGCAAUAAAAACUGUUCUGCAGAAGAAAACAAGUACUGUGCAAAAGAAAAAGGGACUCCAACAUGCAAAUGCAUGCCUAACUUUGAAAAUAAGAAUGAUAAAUGUGUGUCUUGUCCAGUGGGCUACUCUGGAGAGAACUGCAAGAACAAUAGUGAACUCAUCCUUAUAAUAGUGGGUACAGUGUUUGGAGCAAUUAUCCUGAGUUUAGUGAUAGCAGUCUCUAUUGUUUCAGUAAGAGCCAAACACAAACAAGAUCCAGAGAAGAAGAGCCUGAUAAAGUCAGGAUAUCCCAACCCAGAUACCUCUGAUGAUAGAGAGACCGUGAAGUUCCCCAGAGUCCGGACCACUUCCGGCCAUGCGAACCCUGGAUAUCAGCCAAACAACCCAUAUGAGAUGUGUUCCUCAAACAAAGGUCGUUUUCCGAAGAGCAGUUAUGAUGAUUUGUAUGAAAUAUCACAGGAGCCUGAGGGCUUUAGGAUGCAGAGCAAAUACUAA
Molecule: messenger RNA, 920 nt
Organism: Aptenodytes forsteri (emperor penguin)
Lineage: Eukaryota; Metazoa; Chordata; Aves; Sphenisciformes; Spheniscidae
Gene: MUC13
Product: mucin 13, cell surface associated
Exons: 10
Source: RefSeq, a predicted model, not a curated record